This is a messenger RNA of Parastagonospora nodorum SN15, 1659 nucleotides long. RefSeq lists its product as hypothetical. Gene Ontology annotation, cellular component: epsilon DNA polymerase complex. The record is from RefSeq and is a predicted model, not a curated record. Bases 1 to 1659 code for a protein of 552 amino acids. Gene Ontology annotation, biological process: error-prone translesion synthesis; DNA-templated DNA replication. The transcript has 2 exons. Gene Ontology annotation, molecular function: DNA binding. NCBI's taxonomy places the organism in Eukaryota, Fungi, Ascomycota, Dothideomycetes, Pleosporales, Phaeosphaeriaceae.
AUGGUGGGUGGGAGGAUAGUGCAGGGUUCAAAUUUGAGCAGACAAAGCAGUUUCAAUUUUGGCUCCGAGACAAAAGGACUCCCUUCACGGCCAGCACUGGACAGCAAUACUAGUUUUGGCAUGUCAAGUCUGGAAGUCGAGGAUCAUGAAGACGAAGACGAGCAUUUGAAGGACCCAAGAGACUGGCUCAAGGUCAUUGGGGCCUUCGAGCAGCCGAAGAUGAUGUACAAUGCUACUCAGAAGCAUUUCGACAAUACACAUCUCCUUUUGGGAAUGCUCACUGUUUCGCCAGCAGGAGCAUUAUCACUUUCCGAUCUCACGGGCACAAUCGUGCUGGACAUUCAGCAUGCACGGCCAAUACCAGAAACUGGUGCGUACUUUGCACCAGGCAUGAUUGUACUGGUAGAAGGGAGCUACGAAGAAGAUUCCGGCGUGUCGUCCACCCUAGGAGGUACCGGUGGUAUUGGAGGUACGAUUGGCGGAAAGUUCCUGGGCUUCUCAGUCGGACAUCCACCAUGUGAGCGUCGAACGGCCACUUUGGGUGGCACAGAUGAGAUCGACAAGAGCUCUCUAGCCGGCCCUGCGUUCGGCUGGACCGACUUUCUCGGUGUCGGGUCACAGCGAGCCACUGGCUCAAGGAUGAAUAAGAUCGGCUCCAAACUCCUCGAUCCUGAACAAGCACACAACAUUGUCAUAGCAUCAGACCUCCACCUGGACGUACCAGCAACCUUGACCGCACUUCGAACACUACUCCGCACACAUACACCCGACCCCACUGCUGCGCAUCCCGUCUACCCCCUCGCCAUCAUCCUAAUGGGCAACUUUAGCUCCAAAGCCAGUCUCGCCGGCGUUCCCGGUGCAGGCAGCAUAGAAUACAAAGAACACUUCGACGCCCUCGCCUCCGUCCUCGCCGACUUCCCCCAACUCAUCGCGCACACCACCCUCGUCUUCAUCCCCGGCGACAACGACGCCUGGCCCAGCGCCUUCCUCUCCGGCGCCGCCACACCUCUCCCCCGCAAACCCGUCCCCGCCCUCUUCACCAACCGCAUCCGCCGCGUCAUCGCCGAAGCGAACCGCGAAGUCUGGGGCGCCGGCAAAGCGAAGGGUAAGGAGGGCGAAGUCAUCUGGACCAGCAACCCCAGCCGCCUCAGUUGGUUCGGGGUGAAAGGCGAAAUGGCAAUUAUCCGCGACGACCUCGCGGGCAGAUUACAACGAACGAGCAUCCGCUUCCCCAAACCUGACGAAGAAGUCGACGACGAAAUGCCCUUCGCACCCAGCGCGCAGGACGCCGACGCCGACGCUGAUACCAUGGAUCUCGACCUCCCAGCUUCUCACCACGCCCCAACCCAACAAGCACUCGACCACGACACACUCACUGCGCGCUCCCUAACACGCACAAUCCUCAGCCAGAGCCACCUCUCGCCCUUCCCGCUCUCAGCGCGCCCGCUGCAUUGGGACUUCGCGCAUGUUUUGAAUCUCUAUCCGCUGCCGAAUAGUCUGGUGUUGGCGGAUAGCGAGGCGCCGGCGUUCGUGGUCAAGUAUUGUGGGUGCACGGUUAUGAAUCCGGGGAGCCUGGUGGAGGGGAGGAAAGGGGAGAGGGCGAGGUGGGUGGAGUUUGAUGUUAGGAGUGGGAGUGGGGUUGUUAGGGUGGAGGAAUGA